CUCUCCAGUGUACCGGUCAAUUUACAUACAGUUAAGUCAGUUAUUACAUACAGUCUGAUGUACUUGAGUGGCUCAUAGAUACAGAAAUGUAAGAGUGCAUGAGGGCACAUUAUCAUGAGAACACUCUGCCAAGGGUACCAUCUGCAGCACUGUCUUGGAAUCUUGGUGUAAUAUACAGUCAAAUGCAUAAUGAUAUAUAUUGUAUUGCACGUUGCAUACAUUUGUUUACACUGUAAAGGAAAGUUGAAAGGAAUGUCUGGCCUGUGUUGGACAGUGGGCGAGCAGCCGGUGGUCCGCAGCUUCCCUGUCUCCACCCUGACCAAGGAGAAGAAGAUCAGCAUCCCGAGCCAGCUGCGGCAGAGCCUGCAGGAGGGCCUGCAGAUGCGUUCUGCCUCCUUUCAGCUUACCAAGGUGGCAUUUGAUGAAGAGGUGAGCUCAGAAGUGGUGGAGAUCUUUAAGAAGCACCUCCAGAGGAUACGCUGCCCGCAGUCCAUCUUCAGCACGUUCGCAUUCGCUGAAGGGCAGACCAUGCCCCAGAUGAUUCUGCCUAAGCCGAAGGAGAAGAACAUCGGCUUCCGCACUCUUUCCAAAACGAUUGUGAGAGGGGCCAAGAUGGCGGGAAAGAUUACUAUUGGGCGCCCGCACGUGGGCAAGAAAAACGAGAGGGGGAGUCGCAUGACGUGGCACGAGGACGACGAUAUUUCGGUGUCUGACGACGGGGAGCCUCCGGUCUGCGGCACCCUCAAGCCUUCUGACAAGUCCACGAUGGAGCAGUUGGUGGAGCAAGCCUUUUUCCGGGACUUCCAGCGACUGGGCCUUGGUACCGUUACUGCCAGCUCCUCACGAACCAAGGCCGGCGAGCAGUUCCGGGUCACUGCUGUCAACAGGCUCUACUCGCUGUGCCGGAGGUCAGUCUCAAAAUCAUAUGGGGUAAAGGUGCUGAUGGGAUGUUCCAUCAGGGAGGGGUGGACAGUACGACCUGAAAUUAUUAUCAUAGUAUUUUUCCCUUUUUAUAUGGUGAUGUAAAUAGUUUGUAGGGUUUGCCAACUACCCCAGUGCUUUUGAUGUAGCUAAUUUUUGGUUUAUAAUGGAAUAACACAUAUUUGCUGUAAGAUGUCUUGUGUGAGUAUGAGUCUGAAAGCGUAUCACCUCAGAUGUAUGUGAGUUGGCAACCCUGAAAACGUAUG
Paramormyrops kingsleyae is the source of this 1187-nucleotide messenger RNA. The record is from RefSeq and is a predicted model, not a curated record. NCBI's taxonomy places the organism in Eukaryota, Metazoa, Chordata, Actinopteri, Osteoglossiformes, Mormyridae.